Molecule: messenger RNA, 618 nt
Organism: Guyanagaster necrorhizus
Lineage: Eukaryota; Fungi; Basidiomycota; Agaricomycetes; Agaricales; Physalacriaceae
Exons: 2
Coding region: 240-473 (77 amino acids)
Source: RefSeq, a predicted model, not a curated record
CGAAAACAUUACGCUUUACGUCUGGCAACCGUACAGAUACAUGAUUUCCGGGUCCACGUUUUUUCAUCCUCACAAACACCGGUAUGACUGCAGAAUCUGCGCCGAAACCUAGUCUUAAUUGCCAGACCGUCCGUCCAGACGACAUUCUCACAGAAAUGGCUCUUAGCGAGGGAAGCGAUGAAACCAGAAUAUCGGGCUAUUCUAAUCAAUAAUAUAUCCAUAAGGCAUUUAAUCAAAGGAUGUAUGCGUUUGGUCGACUGGACGCCCAGUUGCGUCGCAAUUGGUUGGAUGAUAAUGGAUCGUUGGCCAUUAUUGCGGGGGAGUGUAGGUGGAUCAAGCUUUCCUACGUUGCAGCGCGUCUCGUUGGCAGUCUCUGCCUUAUCGCACCAUCUCUUUAUUUCCCAAAAUUUAUGACCCAAUAUCCACCGUCGACGUCUAUCUACCACGGACGGACAUCACCUUCGACUAUUUAGAGAUAUCGAAUUGUUUCGUCAAUGUGCCAUGAUGUUCAAAUUGAACGUUGAAAAGUUGCGGUAGAGAGGAUCAUUGGAGGGCUUCACUUGGGACGCCUUCAUGGAUACUCUAGUACGAACCUGUAUAUGAUAGACGAUACAAAAG